AUUUACUAACAAUUCUAAUUAAUUAUUCAAAAAUUUAAUUAUUAUCUAUUAAUGAGGCAACAUAAAAAUGUUAAUUUAGUACCCGGUUCCUUUUCAAAUAUCGCGGCCUACUCUCCUAUCUAGUAAAAUUAGUAAUAAAAGACAGCUUUAGCUCGCAAAAACUCAAAUUUAAUAUCAGUAAGAUAAUCCUCCUCAAAUAGAAAUAUUAAUGAUCAAAAUACAAGUUAAAGACCAAUUUAAGAUUAAAGUUAGACAAAUAAUUAUGCUACACUUCUUAAAUAAGAAGAAGAAGAUGAAUUUUAGUUUAUGAAUGACCCAGAUUAUGUUGUAACUAAAAAAGAACCAGUCAAUUUUAUGUAUUAAGAGACAUUUCGUACUAAUAAUCAAAUUAGUAAUCAAAGUGAUUAAUAUUUAUCAAAGAAGUAGUCAAGUUAGCAUUCAACUGUUAGAUAAUCACACUAAUAGAUUAGCAAAACUUAAUAAGACAAUGCAGAAUUAAAUAUUAAUAAAGAAAAUAUUUGUAAUUAUAACACAUCAGAGAGCCAAAUGAAAAAGAAUAAUUCUGCUGGAUGCUUAGGACUAAAGUCUAAAUAAAAAUAAUUCUAUUCUAAUGCAUCCCACCAACCUGUAUAAUCAAAUUAUCAAAGCUAAAUAGUAAAAGAUAAGUUUAAAAGCGAAUAGAAUCCUAAAUAUGUUAGAUAGACUUAAAAUGAAAAUUAAUAAAAAUCACGUUCGCCCAGCUAUUCUAAAAUAUAAAUAAACAAGUAACAAACCAGUCGCUCUAGAUCUCCCUCUCCAAUAAACACAAAACGUUAGUAAUUAGCUGAAAAAUCUUCACAAAAUUACUCUACAAAUACUAAGUCUAACAAAUAUAUAUCUUAAUAAAUUACUGAGAAACAAAAUAAUUAAAAUAAUAAAAGUUCUAAUAAAUCUUCUACUCAAGUUGGCUCUGAAACUCCUAAGUUGACUAAAAAACAAUAAUAAUAAAGUUAGUUCAAUCUUGGAUAUAGUCCUAUUCUAAAAAUGGAUAAAGGAGAAUUUUGCAAUAAUUUAGGUGGAGAAGAUGAUGAUGAGGAAGAAAACAGUGAGUUAGUUAAUUUUAACAAAUACUCUGCAAAAAUGGCUAAUAAUAUCAUUGAAAAUAUCUUAGACAAAGAUGAUAUUUAUGAAAAAACAAGACUAGAAAAUAAAACAUUUAAGGAGAAUAUCAAGGAAUAAAGUAAUUAAAUUGCGAGAUUAGAAUAAUAGCUAAAGGUCUUUUAAGUUUAGAACUAAGAAUUAAGCAAUAAUUUAUCAAUUGAAAAGGAGAGAUACUAACAAGAGUUAAUAAAAUUCUCUGAAAAAAUAUAGAGACUGAAGAAUAUUUAGACAUUAUAUAUGGAAGAAAAAUCAAAUAGUGAAAAAAUUGAACAGAAGUUAAACGAAAAAUAAAAUUUAAUAGCAAAUUAAUAAAGCAAACUUCAUUAAAUGGUAGAUUGGAUAUUUAAAACAUACUCUUGUUUGGUUGUAACCAAAACAUCUCCUAAUUUUGAAUAAGAUGAUUUAGAGUAUAUUUGGAGCUAAAUGACUCAUAUAAUAAGAAUUUUAAGUGAUGAUAUCAUAGAGCUUUAGUUAGAAAAUAGUUUAAAGCAGCUGCUAAAAUAACCUUUGAAAUUGGUCAAAGAAACUUAAAAUUGCUGUAAUAACACUGCUCACAAUGAUUAUAUGCUAUCAAAUAGUAGCAGGGUAAUUUAAAAUGGAAGUAAUAAUAAUAAGUAAAAUAAUAGCAAUUUAAGUAGCAAUAACUCUAAAAAUAAUAACACAGCUCUCUAAAAAGACUGCAAGUAAAGUUAAAGAGAUCAUAAGUAGAGCGAUGAAGCUAACUCUCGUUUGCCCUACUUUGCUACUGAACCAGACGAAUCAUUAGUAGAGAAAACUUUAAAAAGAAACUUAUAAGGGGUAAAUAAGAGUCAUAACACUUAGCAUCAAAAAACUGACUCUAAUACAGAUGACACUUUGCUUCCUUUUUAUUCUUUUGAAAGGGCUUUUAACGGAUAUGAAUUAUAAAACAAUAUACUUUAGAUAAAUGAAAAAGAAAUUGAACACAUAGCUGAAGAGAGUCAACAUUCAUAAAUAUUAAAUGAUUUAAAAGUAAUAAAUGAGUCAGAAUAAACUUUGAAAAAUUGUAUUAAAAAGGAUAUAAAUGCCCAGUCAAAUGAAGUUAAUGUAAAAAGACAGCUAAAUUUUGAAAGUGAGUAAAAAACUGAUGAGAAAAAAAGCUAAAAAGAGAAAAGUAUUGCUAAUGAGUUAGAAUAAAAGGAGAAUUAUGUAAUUGCUAUUUCAGAUUUUGUGGCUCAAACAGAUAAAGACCUGUCAUUUAAGAAAGGCGAUAAAAUUUAAAUAGUAAAAAGGACUAAAGAUGGUUGGUGGAUUGGAUUGCUUAAUAAAAAUAUUGGAUACUUCCCAUGUAACCAUGUAAAAGAAGUUAAAAAAUGA
Messenger RNA from Tetrahymena thermophila SB210, 2475 nucleotides. RefSeq lists its product as hypothetical. The transcript has 4 exons. NCBI's taxonomy places the organism in Eukaryota, Ciliophora, Oligohymenophorea, Hymenostomatida, Tetrahymenidae. Gene Ontology annotation, molecular function: protein binding. The record is from RefSeq and is a predicted model, not a curated record.